AUGGAAUUUGUACUUGUAAUGCUUCAAAACAGUGGGCAAUGGAUUGAAAACAAAUAUAUAGAUUUUGAAGUUGUUGGAAUGAUGAUACAACAAGAUACAACAUAUUCAAAACUACUGGAAUCAAUAUAUAAUGAGCUGAAAUUGAACCUACAAGAACAAAAAAUUGAUAUCAAGUAUCAAGUUAAGGUUCAAUAUCCACCAUUAAAGAUUGUUGAUGAUUCGAGCUUCAAGUUUUACAUGGAAACCAAGAAAAAUGAGAAAGACUUCACCAUGUACCCUCUUUCCAUAGUUGUUCAUAGUGAUACAUUACUGAUACAAGCUCACCAACAGAGUUCAAAAAGUAUUUCCACAGGUAUUUCAUAUUCAAAUUACACUAACAAUCAUUCUGUUACAGAAAUGGACACAGAUACAUCUCCGAUACAGAUACCAUACAGCUCCGAUACUUACUCAAAAAUAAGAAAGUAUGCUACUCUUCUUGCAAAGGACAGUGUUGAAACCAGCAACAUCAAGGAAAAAGAAAUAGACACAGAGGACAAGGAUGUACAAAUAAUGAGUGAUCCAGUACAAGAAAUUGAAUUGAAGGUAGGUCAAUCUUUCAAAAACAAGGCAGUUCUACAAACAUACAUGAGAUUUCAUGCAAUCCGUCAUCACUAUCAACAAAGGACACUAAAAUCAUGUCAAAGGCAGCUUCUACUCAGGUGUAUCAAUGACACAUGUAAUUGGUAUCUGAAAGCUUCAAGCAGUGGAAAAAUAAAAUUGUUCAUCAUUUGGAAUCUGAACAUGAAACACACAUGUCCUGUCGAUACAAGAUUUAACAGUCAAAGGCAAGCUUCAUCAUCGCACAUUGCUGAAUCCAUCAAGCAUAAAUUUCUUAAUGUUAAAUCAAAAUACACACCUACAGAUAUCAAAAAUGAUUUAGAGAUGAUCGAUGGGGUCAAGAUCAGUUAUAUGAUGGCUUAUAGAUCAAGAGAAAAGGCAUUCGAAAUGCUACGGGGCAAGCCAUCAGAAUCUUACAAGUUCCUACCAACGUUUCUAUAUAUGCAAGCAACGAAAAAUCCAGGAACAUUAAUAGACAUCGAGCACUGCAGUCCCAUUAUGAUUGUUGACGGAACGUUCUUGAAAGCGGCAUAUGGCGGCACCCUUCUAGUUGCAACAGCCCAAGAUGCUGCAGGAAAGCUUUUUUCUUUAGCUUUUGCUAUUGUAGAUUCAGAAAAUGGCAAAUCGUGGGAGUAUUUUUUCACACAAAUAAGAAAUGCAUUUGGCUGGAGAGAAGGUAUGUGUAUUGUAUCAGAUAGGCAUCUGAGCAUUGAUAAAGCUGCAGCGAAGGUUUAUCCAGAGGCUCAACAUUGUGUUUGCAUGUUUCACCUUCUGAAUAACAUCAAGAUGAAUUUCAAGAAAAAUGCAAAAAAUAUUAAAGAGCCAUUCUUUGGAGCAGCAAAAGCAUACACGGAGAAGGACUUCAAUUAUCACAUGAAGGAACUAGAUGAACUAGAUGCACGAAUCAGGCCGUAUCUUGAAGGUAUCGGUAACAAAAGAUGGUCGAGGUUCUACGUGAGAACAACAGGUAUAAGACAAUGA
Messenger RNA from Mercurialis annua (annual mercury), 1578 nucleotides. RefSeq lists its product as uncharacterized. The transcript is spliced from 2 exons. NCBI's taxonomy places the organism in Eukaryota, Viridiplantae, Streptophyta, Magnoliopsida, Malpighiales, Euphorbiaceae. The coding region runs from base 1 to 1578 and encodes 525 amino acids. The record is from RefSeq and is a predicted model, not a curated record.